This is a messenger RNA of Trypanosoma rangeli, 1233 nucleotides long. RefSeq lists its product as uncharacterized. NCBI's taxonomy places the organism in Eukaryota, Euglenozoa, Kinetoplastea, Trypanosomatida, Trypanosomatidae. The transcript has a single exon. Bases 1 to 1233 code for a protein of 410 amino acids. The record is from RefSeq and is a predicted model, not a curated record.
AUGUCCGGCCUGUGGAGUUUCCGAGACACGGCUGCUCCCCUGCCUUGCCUGAGUGAUACCGCAAGGGCCUCUCUCCCCAAUGCUGCUAUCGAUGAUUUUAUGGACGGCAUGGCUGUGGAGGUAAGUGAUACUUCAAUAGAGGACCCAGUGAGGGUUUUUGAUGUGGCAGCUGAUGUGGAUGGGGCUGUUCGGGAGGUGCAGAAUGCGUGGCUUGAGCGCAUUGUGGGCCAUGAGAAGACGCCUCCUUAUCACUUGCGGAUUCCUCACCAGGAGGCGUCGGACAUGGCAACGGCGCCACCGGAAGCGCGCGAUGCUACAUUAUAUGAAGGCGAGCCUUUGUCUUCUGAAGAUAUGAUAGUCGUGAAAAGUUUACUGAAAAUGCAGGGGACCAGCAAGGAAGCGAAAACCAAUAGUCGUGGGCGGCGGCGAUGCCUCAGCACAUCCACACCACCCGUGCUGCAUGCCUCAACCGUGAUGUCGCAGCGAAAGGGACGGCAAAGCCUCAGUGGAGCAAAAACUGCCUGUGACACUGGAAUGAAGGCACAAAAGGUAAUUAAUUGUCCAAGUGACGGGUACACACAAGAGGAGAUGAGGUUGCUUGACGGAGACUGCAGUGCUAAACGCACACCAAAGGUGACGAGACAUGUUUUUCAGAAGUUACCCUGUGCUUUUGUAGAACGUAUGGAAAGACGAGCUGCCCAACGACGGUUAGCUCGUUCGGCUCUGGGCAAUUCAAGUUUGCUUGAUAGAGCGACCGGUGACGUUUCCACCAUGCAAAAUAUACCGGCGCACGGGGCGACAAAAACACGACCAACUUUGAGGUACGAUGCCUUAUCGUUUGAGCUCCAGGUUGCCCUGAUAUCGCUUGAGACAACCCAAAAUACUGGCACCGGAUUGGAACGUUGCUGCCAAUAUGAAGCUAUUGCUCUUCGGUGGCAUUCUGCUCAUGUAAAGAAAAAAGUCUGGAGAUGCUGGUGUAAUAGUCAACGCAUUCGGGCCAACAGGUGUGUGAAACAUGCGGUCACGUCCCUGACCAAGAACGCUCCUGUUGCAUGUGUGCUGUCUCAGGAUGACCACGGAUCAACUCUCGGAUCGGUGCACCACGCAGAGCUUUUGAAGCUUAAUUUGGCCAACAUACAACUUCUUCGGUGGUACUUUGUCCUUUGGGCUGCAUUCUUGGAAACGGCACGUGAUGGCGGCAUGCCUUUGGGAAAACUUGCAGAGAUUCCGUAA